AUGGCCCGUGGCGAUGGCGAUGAUGGUGGUGGUGGUUGGUGCCGUAGAUCGAGGCCAUGGCUGGGGGAGGGCGAGGUGGCGGGCUGCGCUGCACUACACUGGGCGACGCUGGGCCGGGCUGGGCUUCUGGCUGUGUUGCAGUUGCAACAAGCGGGGGUGGCUAGCGCAUUUGCAUCCGGCCUGGCUCCCUCGCUCGCUCGCACUCGCUCCGCCCACACCGGAACAAGUCGCGUUCCGGGCGAAGAGGGCAGUGUCGGAGGGGCAGGCCGGCAAGAAUGGCACAGGAACGCUGGGCUCGCGCGUGCAUCGGGCCAAUGGCGGCGCAGCCACACAACCACAGCCGGUCCCCUCAUCUCAACCCAGCUGAGGGCAAGCGACGAGGGUGUCACGUCAGAAACCGCCGUCCCGCGCUACUCUGGCACGGAGCGUUGGAGAGCAGACGCGUCCAUGGUGGCAGCGAAAAGGGGACGCCGUGUGUCGCAGCAGCUGGGCCCCUUGGUCGUCGCCGCGUUCCAGUCGACAGGGAGCCAGGGAGCCAGAGAGCCAGGGAGCCAGGUGGGCGGCAAACGGCAGACUGGAACCAGCAAUAAUAGCAGCAGCAAUAGCAGCAAUAGCAGCAGCAGCACAAGCACCGGCACCAGCUGCGCCAGCCAUGGCGGCACUGGGCAGGCCUUGCCAUGCGACUGCGGCCAGUCGAUGGAUGCGUGA
Molecule: messenger RNA, 708 nt
Organism: Bipolaris oryzae ATCC 44560
Lineage: Eukaryota; Fungi; Ascomycota; Dothideomycetes; Pleosporales; Pleosporaceae
Exons: 4
Coding region: 1-708 (235 amino acids)
Source: RefSeq, a predicted model, not a curated record